CCGAAAAAGCUGCAUGCAGCUAUUCUGAAAAUGCUGGUUCUAGAUGGUGAAUCAGUCUAUACUUUGACUUCUCACCCUAUUUUGCUGCUUAUAGCCAGGAUCAUCCUUGUGAAUUCAAGAGACAAACUUGCAUCUCUUCAGACAUUAUCUUGGUGGACUCUAAGAUGUGUGAGUAUUCACCAGCAGUUGUUAGAGGAGAGAUCACCUGAGCUAUUUACUCUUGCCCAGACCUCUAUAAAACAAGUGACAGAAGCAGAAACAUUGUUCGCAGGUGGUGAAAGCUGGCACUUAGCAGUUCAGUUCCAUCUUGAGUGUGCCUAUACAUUUUUAUAUUACUAUGAGUAUAAAAAAGCUAAACAGUGUUUCAGUAUGGCUAAAGACAUAACAAAACUGCAGAUUAAUCUCACAGGUGCUUUGGGGAAGAGAACACGAUUUCAGGAAAAAUAUGUUGCACAGCUUAUUCUGAAAGUCCAAAGAACGGAUGAAUUCCUUCUUCCUCACAGUGAACUAAGUCCAGCUCCAACACCUCUAGAAAAAUUAACAAUGAAUUAUGAUUUAAAUGAUGAUACAUUGCUUAAUGAGAUAAAACUAGCAGAUGCUGAUCAGUACCAGAUACCUGAUUUGUGUGCAGAAGAGCUUGCAGUAAUCCUUGGAGUAUGCUUAAAAUAUGUUAGCAAAUACCUGAGUGAAUCUAAACUAAAGGUCAUUUUUCUGGUGGCGGUGACAGAGGAACAGAGUGAUCCUCAGGGUGCCGUAUGCAAGCGCCUUCAAUGCUUGCUCUCUCAGCCGAAGUUCUGGGCCAUUCAGACAUCAGCCUUACUCCUUCGGACCAAGCUUGAGAAAGGAAGUACUCGCAGAAUGGAACGGGCAAUGAAGCAGACUCAA
This is a messenger RNA of Antrostomus carolinensis (chuck-will's-widow), 885 nucleotides long. RefSeq names its product tetratricopeptide repeat protein 27-like. The annotation marks the transcript as partial. Lineage: Eukaryota; Metazoa; Chordata; Aves; Caprimulgiformes; Caprimulgidae. The transcript is spliced from 7 exons. The record is from RefSeq and is a predicted model, not a curated record.